GCCAUAACUCGUGACAGAUUCGGACAGGAUGUUGGAUCCCGUUUGUGAGGCUUCGAGGAGUCAGAAUCCUUCACGACCACGAUCGGCUAUACUUCCACCUUCCAGCAUUGUGAUCAACUAGGUUUUAGCCAUCAUGUACUUCUCCAAGGCUGGCAUCGUGGCUUUGCUGGCGGCCGUACCCAGCACCCUCGCCUGUCUCGGAUACGAGGGCGGUGUUCCCACUGCAACUUCCACCAAGACUAACAGCAAGUACAUUGAGGUUCUCGCUGGCGCUGUUUACGACGGUGGCUGGGCCAGAUUCGACCGUGGGUCUGGUGCUUGCACCAGUGGUGAAGGAGGUGACGCUGAUGCUGUCUUCAUUCUCCGAAAGGGUGCAACUCUGAAGAAUGCCAUCAUCGGCAAGAACCAGAAGGAGGGUGUCCACUGUGACGGCGCUUGCACUCUCGAGUUUGUGUGGUUCGAGGAUGUCUGCGAGGAUGCCAUCACUGUUAAAAACGACAAGGCUGGCGACCACACCUGGAUCAUUGGCGGCGGUGCCUACAAGGCCAGCGACAAGAUUGUUCAACAUAACGGUUGCGGCACCGUGAACAUCAUUAACUUCUACGCGAAUGACUACGGCAAGGUCUAUCGCUCUUGCGGCAACUGCAGCAGCCAGUGCAAGCGCAACGUGUACGUCGAGGGCACGACCGCCUACAACGGUGGCGAAGUGGUUGGCAUCAACUCCAACUACGGCGACACCGCCACUCUCAAGAACGUCUGCACCGACGCCAAGGUCCCGUGCCAGAUGUACAACGGGUGUGCCGGUGGCUGCGAGCCCACCAAGUCAGGUGUUUGCUCCGGAUAAGGUACCUUUACGAUCUACCGCAAGCCGCACGGCAUCCGCCGAGAGUCCACACGGGUCUCUCAGACACGCCACCAACCCUGGACCGUAUUUUCUUCUCAAAUCAGAACUUUUGGCCAGAAAUUCUUGUACAUAUCAUCUCACAUUGCGGACCAUGGUCGCUACGCACAUAUUUAGCUUGAUGUUGAAUGAGGAACGACCAUCUUUGCCGACCUUCAUUGGGUAACACAGCUGAUCGACUGAAUAAAGUGAGAACCUUGAGUACUUUGAGAUCUAUCCGUGUAUUUUAUGUGUGGCUUCUUAAAGGCCCUCGGCACGGUAAUCGCCUGACCUCAGUCGACGCGAGGAGAGUCAUGUCGAUCCCAAUUUGGUAAUCAAGAAGGUCAAC
Molecule: messenger RNA, 1229 nt
Organism: Colletotrichum phormii
Lineage: Eukaryota; Fungi; Ascomycota; Sordariomycetes; Glomerellales; Glomerellaceae
Product: pectate lyase F
Exons: 7
Coding region: 134-844 (236 amino acids)
Biological process (GO): pectin catabolic process
Cellular component (GO): extracellular region
Molecular function (GO): pectate lyase activity
Source: RefSeq, a predicted model, not a curated record